AUGUAUAUACACGAGUAUUUUAGUAUUGCCAGAUUUCUAAACGAAUGUAACGAAGAACCGUUUCGGUUCAAAGUGGAUAUAUAUCUUAAAAGUCUCGUGAAUAUUAUCAAUAGUGAUCAAGGGAAGAAACGUGAAAAGGCACAAGCUCUAUUUGACAAGUAUAAAAUGGCAUCUUCUUCACCAUUCAGGUCUUUUAAUCGAGCCACAAGACCAGUGUUAGGGCACAGGCAACCUUUUAGCUUGGCUAUUGUUAAAAGUCUUUUAGUCGAUCUAGCAUUGGUCCCAUUUGAGCACAGGCAACCUUUUAGCUUGGCUGAUGAACCUAAACCUGAUCACGAAUUAGCAAUGAAUGGUCUGAUAAAUGUUGCAUAUGUAACUGGCGGAACAGUUGGAGCUGUAAGCGGAACUGGGAAUAUCAGCGGAGGGACUUUUGGUGUUGAAUUAUUCGCAUCAAAAAAAGAGAUCAAGAGAAAACAAGCAAGAAUAGACAGUGAGAAUCUUCAACCCAUCUAUAACAUUCAAAUCCCUCCUCCACGUGUUGUCACUUCUCCUCAUCCACCACGAACACCUGAACACCAAAUAUUUUCUUCGAGUUCCAUGGUUUCUCCAAUCACAAGAAAUGAAAGUGACGAAGAAACUGAUAAUGAUUUUGAUUUUGAUGCAGAUAAUCGAGACGAUUCGAUUACCUUUGAUGAAAGAGGUGAAGAUAAUUCUUAUAUGUUUCGAGAGAUUAAUAUCUCCGCACUAUUUUCUUCGUACCGUGUAAAUGAGUUUAUCCCACAUUCUGCUAUUGCAGGCCGACAACUUCUCAGACCUUCAAUUCAAGAGUUUUCCCGGGAUACCUUGGAAUUAUUACAGAAAAAUAUGCGUAAUUCCUAUGCAGUGAAGACAAAAGUUCUACCAAAUAUUGCACUUGAUGAGGACCUCAGUUUGGAAGAUGCUGAAAAGGCUAUAGAAGGAUCGUUUGCAAAAUCUUUCCAAGAUACCACUGAUCAGAAGAAGUUUGAAAUCAUGCGAUUUAUUUUUUUACAGCUUGUUAGAAAUAUUCCCAUCAAUCCACUAAAUGACCAUCUUAGUGAAGGCACUUUGACUGUUAACAUAAUAAGUCUGAUAUUGCGUUCUUUCUUUCACAAUGCCACAAUACAUCCAAGUAUAUGGCCAAACACAGCUAGUAUGAGUGCGAAGGUCUGCAAGCUUGCCAAUUUUGACUCUUCACGCGCAAAACAACUGGACAUGAUCAGCAAUAUAGUAAAUAAUAACAAAUCUAGCUACGAGAUGAUGUUCAGGAAGAUAACUGGAGAAGGCAAAAACAAUAAAGCCAAGAAGAACAAUUUGGAUCUCAUCAAAUUAGGCGUCUUCAUGAAAGAUGCUCUCGAUAUACUGGUUAAGAAGAUAGGAAAAGACCGGAUUGUUUUUUCAUGGCAAAGCAUUGUAACAUCAUGGACUGGCUAUAUUAUGGUUUUGGUUACUCCUGGACUUUAUAUAAUGAUCAAUUUCAUCAAUGGUAUUGAUAAUUUGUUUACAUUUGCGAAAAAAUAUAAGUGUGAAGUCAAGAGGACUCGCGAUGAUAUUAAUCGAAUGAAGGAACAAAAGAAAGAUGAUAGUUCUAUAGGAGCCAUCAAAUGGUGUCAAGCUACGUUAGGAACAUCACGAUUCAAGAAACUAGUGAAAAGAACAUAA
Messenger RNA from Funneliformis caledonium, 1680 nucleotides. Lineage: Eukaryota; Fungi; Glomeromycota; Glomeromycetes; Glomerales; Glomeraceae. The record is from the annotation of a GenBank genome assembly.